AUGGCGAUGGUUGUGGCAAGCCGCCCAUCUCGAUGUCGUGCCGCAAUGUGGAUAAGAAGAAGCUACUUGGACACAGUACACAAGUUGAAAUUUCGAAUUUGCCACAUGCUAUGUACGGUGGAUGCAGCGCGUGGCGUUGGCCUGAGGCGUGCGAAGAGGGGGAUGCGCACGUCAUGUCGAGAGGGGGGUGGCGCCGUGGCUCGACCCAACAACUCAGGCGGCUGGUCGAUGGGUUGUUGUUGUUGCGCCAGGAGGCAAGCACGUCACGUCCGUUCCGCCGGCGUGCUCGGUUCCUACAUCCGCGCCAGAAAACGUGGCGUUUGUGGGCGAGAAGGCGCACCAUACGAUGCUGCCGCGACGUGGUGUUGGGAAUGCCACUCCAUGCGAGCGCAGAGUGCCAACCCUGGCUCGUCGGGUUGGUUUUCGCGGCGCAAGCGACACCGACCACCACAGCCACCAUGGAUGCACUUUCUCGUUGAUCCAGGCCAACGUGACGCCACUUUGCAAGAUAGUUGUCGCCUCGAAUGGACGGCACCAACCGUGUAUGUGUCGCUACGAUGGUUGCAUGACGCAGCUGCGACUGCUUCCUCUGCUGUCCCCUGCGCGUGA
Messenger RNA from Aphanomyces invadans, 609 nucleotides. RefSeq lists its product as hypothetical. The transcript has a single exon. The record is from RefSeq and is a predicted model, not a curated record. NCBI's taxonomy places the organism in Eukaryota, Oomycota, Saprolegniomycetes, Saprolegniales, Verrucalvaceae. The coding region runs from base 1 to 609 and encodes 202 amino acids.